Messenger RNA from Lycium ferocissimum, 484 nucleotides. RefSeq lists its product as uncharacterized. The record is from RefSeq and is a predicted model, not a curated record. The coding region runs from base 130 to 474 and encodes 114 amino acids. NCBI's taxonomy places the organism in Eukaryota, Viridiplantae, Streptophyta, Magnoliopsida, Solanales, Solanaceae. The transcript is spliced from 3 exons.
UAAGUUCUUUCUCCAUGAGUAGACAUUUCACUCUCCGUAAAACCUUAUCCAUAUAAUGUGGGAUAGCCAUUUCUUGGUUAAAAUUCACCAACUUUAUGGACUAAAAACAACACUUCAAUUUCCUACAAUAUGAAGUGCAUUUGCCUUCACUCUCCAAUCUUACUGAAACUUCCAAGCAACAAAGUCAUAUGCCAAUACCAUAAAUCAAAGCUACUGGAGCAGCAACAGCACUAUAAAGCUAAAUUAGCUACUUGUUUUAUAAUUAAGGGAAAAAGGACUCUGUUAAUUGCUCCACUUAAGGCUAUUAACUCACCUGCUGCUUCCGGAGACUUGUCAGUUUUGUUACAGACAGGUGCAGUAAUGCUAUUUAUGUAUUGGAUUGCCAACUUUGUGGUGCCGGGGAUCGUCUUAAAGGAUCUUCAAGAUGACAGUACCACCAACAAUAACAAGGCUGAUGAAAAAGAUCUUCUAUGACCAAAUGAAC